Molecule: messenger RNA, 354 nt
Organism: Vicia faba (fava bean)
Lineage: Eukaryota; Viridiplantae; Streptophyta; Magnoliopsida; Fabales; Fabaceae
Source: the annotation of a GenBank genome assembly
AUGGCAGAAGAGGGACAAGUGAUCGGUGUUCACAGCGUGGAGGCAUGGAAGGAACAGCUCCAGAAGGGAAAUGCCUCUAAGAAACUGAUUGUGGUUGAUUUCACUGCUUCUUGGUGCGGCCCAUGCCGUUUCAUUGCUCCAAUUUUGGCAGAGAUUGCUAAAAAGCUUCCACAUGUCACCUUCCUUAAGGUUGAUGUUGAUGAAUUGAAGACUGUUUCCGAGGAGUGGGGAAUUGAAGCUAUGCCAACAUUCCUGUUCUUCAAAGAAGGAAAAGUUGUGGACAAAGUUGUGGGUGCUAAGAAGGAGGAGCUGCUAUUGACAAUUAACAAGCAUGCAGCUGUUGCUAGUGCUUGA